GCUUCCGUUCCUCUCUCUCUCUCUGGGUUUGCUAGUGGUGAACAGAGAGGUAGAAGCGACGAGGUCACUAGAGUGCUAUAUCCAUUUCUGCAAGUCUCAGUCGGAAAACAUCUGGAGCCUGGAAAGCAUGGAGAGCGAUUAGGAGCAAGGUGGGGUAGAGAGAUCCCUGGAAUAGGAAGCGAGUUCAAGGGCUAUUUCCGUCUCUCUCUUGGUCAGACUUGCAUAAAAGAGCGAUCGAUUUGGAAGGGAACUGUUGCAUCGCGUUGAAGAAGGCUUUGUUAUACGUCCGUGUGACGGAGGCAGAAGUAUUUCUGGGUCGCGGAGUUGAUGUGAGCGGGAAGAGAGGAAAGGAGAGGCAGUUAUCAUGGAUCGGGCGGCGGUAACCGUUGGGCCGGGGAUGGAUAUGCCGAUAAUGCAUGACAGCGAUCGAUACGAGCUGGUGAGGGAUAUUGGUGCUGGAAACUUCGGGAUCGCGCGGCUAAUGAGAGAUAAGCAGACCAUGGAGCUAGUGGCGGUCAAGUACAUAGAGAGGGGCGAGAAGAUAGAUGAAAAUGUCCGAAGGGAAAUCAUUAAUCACAGAUCUCUGAGGCAUCCAAACAUUGUUAGGUUUAAAGAGGUUAUCUUGACACCAACACAUCUGGCUAUUGUCAUGGAAUAUGCUUCUGGUGGUGAACUCUUCGAGCGCAUUUGCAAUGCUGGACGCUUCAGCGAGGAUGAGGCCCGCUUCUUCUUUCAACAACUCAUAUCUGGAGUCAGCUAUUGCCACUCCAUGCAAGUGUGCCACCGGGAUUUAAAACUAGAGAAUACCCUUUUAGAUGGAAGUGCUGCUCCACGGUUAAAGAUAUGUGAUUUUGGCUACUCUAAGUCUGCAGUAUUACACUCACAACCAAAAUCCACAGUUGGCACUCCUGCAUAUAUUGCUCCAGAAAUUUUACUCAAGAAGGAAUAUGAUGGCAAGAUAGCUGAUGUGUGGUCCUGUGGAGUCACACUUUUUGUAAUGCUGGUGGGUGCAUAUCCUUUUGAGGAUCCAGAGGAGCCAAAGAACUACCUGAAGACGAUACAGCGCAUAUUAGGAGUCCAAUAUUCAAUUCCAGACGAUGUUCCCAUAUCUCUUGAGUGCAGGCACUUAAUAUCAAGGAUAUUUGUGGCUGAUCCUGCUAUGAGGAUAACAAUACCAGAGAUAUACAACCACGAAUGGUUUUUAAAGAACCUUCCUAUAGAUCUAAUGGAUGAUAACGCAAUGAGUAGCCAGUACCAGGAGCCUGAUCAACCAAUGCAGAACAUCGACGUGAUAAUGCAGAUCAUUGCAGAAGCAACUAUUCCCGCUGCAGGAACUCAUUCUCUCAAUCCUCCUCUAUAUGACGGCUUUGACUUUGAUGACAUGGAAGAUUUUGAAUCUGAUCCAGAGCUUGAUGUCGAUAGCAGCGGAGAAAUAGUUUAUGCCAUGUAAUUUAUAAAGGCUUUCGUCUGGAACGGUUUUCUUAUUGCUUUUUAAAGUAGUUUUUUUAGUAAAAAAUUAAAUUUUUGUAUUAAAAAGUUGUUUUAAGAAACAAUAAGAAAGCCGUCCCAAACGAAACUUUAGACCUACAGGUGCUGCUACUUUGUUGAUUGUUGGCCCGAACUUAAGAGAUUUUGAGUUCAAGGAUUGGCAUAUUUGUGUGUAACUGUGCUUAACUUGGACCCUAAAAGAAAACUACUAACAACUUUAUGAUACUUGCUAGCUAUGUUUGUCUGUUGAUGUGAUAUUGGCUUCUUUGCCCCAUAUACCUUCUGGUUUGAACUA
Molecule: messenger RNA, 1783 nt
Organism: Dendrobium catenatum
Lineage: Eukaryota; Viridiplantae; Streptophyta; Magnoliopsida; Asparagales; Orchidaceae
Product: serine/threonine-protein kinase SAPK10
Exons: 9
Coding region: 365-1450 (361 amino acids)
Biological process (GO): intracellular signal transduction; protein phosphorylation
Cellular component (GO): nucleus
Molecular function (GO): protein serine/threonine kinase activity; ATP binding
Source: RefSeq, a predicted model, not a curated record